AUGGCCUUCUCUGCAUCCGUUCAUUUCCUGGUUAUCCUAACCAUUGUGCUCAUCUUCUCGUUCCGAUACUUCGGCGACAAUCAGACAGUGCCUCCGCUGCAUCAUAACUCCACAAGUACUCUUGUAAAUACUACAACACCAGCUAUGUCUUCCGGACUCAAGUCGGUGGCGUACUUCGUCAACUGGGCGAUCUACGGACGCAACUACAACCCCCAGGAUAUCCCCGCGGACAAGUUGACCCAUAUACUCUAUGCCUUUGCCAAUGUUCGCCCUGAAACUGGCGAAGUCUACCUUUCCGACACCUGGUCGGACAUUGAGAAGCACUAUCCCACUGAUUCGUGGAACGACGUCGGCACCAACGUCUAUGGUUGCGUCAAGCAGCUGUUCCUGCUCAAGCAGCAGAACCGCAAGCUGAAGGUGCUAUUGUCUAUUGGUGGAUGGACUUAUUCGUCCAACUUCCCUGGCGCAGCCGCCUCGGAUGCUAACCGGGCCAACUUCGCUACGACGGCCACCAAGUUGGUCACAGACCUUGGAUUUGAUGGUAUCGAUAUUGAUUGGGAGUACCCAAAAGACGAUACCGAGGCCCAGAACAUGGUCUUGCUCCUUCAGAAAUGUCGUGAGACGCUGGACAACGCCGCGGGUGCCAGCAGAAAGUUCUACCUGACCAUCGCUUGCCCUGCUGGACCGGACAACUACACCAAGCUCAAGCUGUCCCAGAUGACGCCGUACCUGGAUUUCUACAACCUGAUGGCGUACGACUACGCCGGGAGCUGGAACACCGUCGCGGGCCACCAAGCCAAUAUAUAUCCUUCCUCUGACAAGCCCGCGUCGACCCCUUUCUCGACCAAUGAGGCCGUGAACUAUUACACCCAGGUUGGCGGAGUCCCAUCGGCGAAAUUGGUGCUGGGAAUGCCCCUAUAUGGGCGUGCCUUCACCAAUACCGACGGACCCGGCACCGCCUUCUCAGGCGUCGGAGGAGGAAGCUGGGAGAAUGGUGUCUGGGACUACAAAGCGCUGCCCCAGGCUGGUGCCACUGAGAAUGUGGAUGCCAACAUUGGCGCGUCUUGGAGCUACAGUUCUAGCGCUCGCACCAUGAUCUCGUACGACACCGUCGCCGUGGGAGAGCAGAAGUUGAAUUAUAUCAACCAGAAGCAGCUCGGCGGUGGGAUGUGGUGGGAGCUUAGCGGGGAUAAGGGAGGUAAGACUGCGAACAAGUCGGACGGCAGCUUGAUCGGAACGUUUGUCGAGGGGGCGGGUGGGCUCUCGUCCUUGGACCAGUCGCAGAACGCACUGUCCUACCCGGAGAGCAAGUACGACAACCUGAAGAAAGGUUUCCAGUGAAGCCCCGUACAGAUGCACCAUAUGACAAGGAUAUAGUGCCCAGUUUGACUUGCUUUUUUGGACAUAUACACGAGUUCUACAUAGUCUUAAGGAUUACAUAGCUUAGAUGGGUUUUUUUUUCGAAAUUUUUUUUUCAAUUUGAUUUGUCUUAAGGUCACUAUGGAACGAUCAGAACGCACACGUCCCAUACACCUCACAUAUCCAACCCUGCAACCUUCACUGUCCUAGUUCCACGGGGAAAAUCGAAGCACAUCCAGCUGGAGCGAAAGAUAGGCGACUUGUCAAAGGCCAAUUUACUUGGACUCGUCGAAGACGUAGGUGAGGUGGCACUUGCCGCAGUACUGGCGGUUGUGCAUGGCAGCCAUGAAGAUACCGGCACCGCACUGU
Molecule: messenger RNA, 1728 nt
Organism: Aspergillus fijiensis CBS 313.89
Lineage: Eukaryota; Fungi; Ascomycota; Eurotiomycetes; Eurotiales; Aspergillaceae
Product: glycoside hydrolase family 18 protein
Exons: 7
Coding region: 1-1341 (446 amino acids)
Biological process (GO): carbohydrate metabolic process; chitin catabolic process
Cellular component (GO): extracellular region
Molecular function (GO): chitinase activity; chitin binding
Source: RefSeq, a predicted model, not a curated record